Molecule: messenger RNA, 2145 nt
Organism: Colletotrichum tamarilloi
Lineage: Eukaryota; Fungi; Ascomycota; Sordariomycetes; Glomerellales; Glomerellaceae
Exons: 1
Coding region: 1-2145 (714 amino acids)
Source: RefSeq, a predicted model, not a curated record
AUGCCCAUGCUCACGUCUAUUCGCAGCCGCUCAGGCUCUCCCCCGGCCAUGUCCAGCUCUAAGCUUGACAGCCGUACUCCUUUCCCUAAUCAAUCACCUGAGAUUGAUAACAUUCAAUUUCCGCGCUCUUGGGAAGCGGCUUGGGAAGCAGCGGGCCAAACCAACUUUGAGCGCGCGCAAGCUUUUCUGUUCUUCUACCGUGGAGAUGACGCUUCUACCAACAGCGAGCUCCGAUCCAUCGCAGCAAAUCCCAGGCAUCGAGAUGUCGUCUCUCUUGCAGCUUCAGUCCAGCGAAUUGUCUUUGGCAACCGCCACUCGACCUUCAACACAACCUCCCUUUUGCAGUGGAUGCGUUUCGUGCUCAUCAAGAGCCAAGCUCUUACUUCUACCAAGACGAAUGCAGUUCGCGAUUUCUUUUUUGACCCAUCGGUAGCUCGUAACCUACCUCAGCUCCCCCAAGACCCGGUUGUCUAUCAAUACCCAGCAGCCCCUUUGAAAGUCAUGAUCAUUGGUGGAGGUCCCACAGGCCUGGCUUCUGCGAUUGCUCUGGCCGAGAAGGCUGGGGCCAGAGUGGAGGUCCAUCUUUACGAAGGCAGAUGGAUUCAGCAGCCGAGUAGCUCUUUCGUCAGUUACCCACCAGGGGCCCGUCGUCGCGACCAGGUAGUCACGCUCCAAGACACUGUGACAGACUUGAUGAGCGAUAGAACGAGACAAGCUGUCUUUGGCGAGAAUCCAGAGCGUGUUUGGCCUGGUUCCAGCAAUCUCCAGAUCCGCAAGCUCGAAGACGGUCUCUUGCGACGGGCACAAGACAGCCAGUUCCGCGAUCUCAUCUUCCUACAUGCCUCACAGGUCAGACAGGACAAUCUUUCGGAGUACGGCGACUUUCACCUAAUGCUUGGUGCUGACGGCGCUGGUUCUUGGCUUCGCAGUGCUUACUUUCCGGGGCAAGAAGAGGAGGUUGGAAAGAGCUAUGCCCUAGGGCUUGCUUUUGAUCGGCCUCGUGGUCUUUCUUUCUCACAGCCCAUCAACAUCUUCCUCACCAUGGGCCAAACUCGCUACCUCCUCAAUGCCAGCGACUUCGAUGGCACAGGAUAUCUCAAUAUGCAGUUGACCGAGACUGAAUGGCACCAAAUGGUCUCCGUAGAUGGCCAUCCUUGCACAUUCGGGCGACCAAGUUGCCUGAAGAUUGACGGCUGCCUGCCUCAUGGCUUUGAGGAGAACCAGGUCUUUGCACCGUCUCAGCAACCUGACAGCCCGUUGUGGAAGGCGAUACUUGAUGGUCUGGAGCUUUACGGUUUCAAGCAGUGCGAAUUGAAAAACAUUGUUCGCAUCCCCAUUGUUGUACGCAGGAUCAACAAAGCCGUCGAGCAGGUUCCGCAGUGCGAUUCUACAGCCCUGCGCCGACCCCACGGUCUGGUUGCCUUGGCUGGGGAUGCGGCAAUGACGGUGCACUUCUGGCCUGGGAGAGGUGCGAACUCCGGCAUGAAGGCAGGCAUUGCUUGGGCCGAUGAAGUUGCUCGUGCUCUCUUCCACGGCCAAUUCGUUGGUCUUCAGACCUCUUCGCUGGGGAUGUAUCACGACUUUCUGCAAAAGCUCCAAGAGCGGGAGCACGGCGGUCGCAGCUUGCCCAUCGUCAAGCAGACCGGCGAUCCUGAUAUGAUGGCCUGGCUGAUGCGCAACGCUCGACUUAUCCCGCAUCACGUGGCGAUGGAGUGGCUAGUCGGUCAGAUGCGUCGUGAUGGUGUCCGCAUUCAAAGGCGUGCCGACUGGGCUUUUGAGCAGGUUAACAACCUCGAACCGCAGCUUCGGGAGAUCCUCGAGAAGAUGGAUGUCGUUACCAUUCAGGAGAUGGCCGCGACGUUCCCAUGGCCUACGCGGGAAAUGGCCGGGGCCGAAGUCCUUCCGGAGAGGUCUGUAGUUGACGCCUGCUUGAGUGGCCGUAGGCCGACAGGAGUUUCGAAGGUCGAGAAGCAAACAAAAUCGAAAAAGCAAGACAAGAAGAAAAAGAGGGCAGAAAUUUCCGUAUCCGCCUCUGAGAUUUCGCCGGCGUUCUUGGCUAGCUUGGUGACUCAUAACAAACCAGCUCAGCGGUCUUCUUGGCGUUCAUUCAGCUUUAGCAGAACGCCUCAAGCUGUCCAGUCGUAG